Messenger RNA from Xyrauchen texanus (razorback sucker), 2013 nucleotides. RefSeq names its product 7-dehydrocholesterol reductase (gene dhcr7). The record is from RefSeq and is a predicted model, not a curated record. Lineage: Eukaryota; Metazoa; Chordata; Actinopteri; Cypriniformes; Catostomidae. Bases 49 to 1485 code for a protein of 478 amino acids. Gene Ontology annotation, molecular function: 7-dehydrocholesterol reductase activity. Gene Ontology annotation, biological process: brassinosteroid biosynthetic process; cholesterol biosynthetic process. The transcript has 8 exons. Gene Ontology annotation, cellular component: endoplasmic reticulum membrane.
CAUCAGGGCAGCGUGUCGAGUGGUGAAGCAUCACCUAUAUCUGGAUUCAUGACUGCGCCUGAAGCUGUAAGAAAGCGCCACAAGGCCAGCUCCAAUGGAGCAGGGGCUGGGGCGAAAGGCCAUGCUAAGGAGCCGGCACAGUGGGGAAGGGCAUGGGAGGUGGAUUGGUUCUCUCUGACAUGUGUGCUCCUGCUGCUUUGUCUGGCCCCUUUCAUUGUCUUUUUCUUCGUCAUGGCAUGUGAUCAGUACCAGUGCUCCAUCAGCCACCCUUUACUAGACCUCUACAAUAGUGAUGCCACCCUGCUUACCAUCUGGAACCGUGCCCCUUCCUUCACAUGGGCUGCAGCCAAAAUCUAUGCCAUCUGGGUCACUUUUCAGGUGGUGCUGUACAUGUACGUUCCAGAUUUCUUGCACAAGAUCUUACCUGGCUAUGUGGGAGGAGUUCAGGAUGGUGCCCGAACACCAGCAGGUCUGAUUAAUAAGUAUGAGAUCAACGGUCUACAGUGUUGGAUAAUAACUCAUGUUUUGUGGGUGGCCAACGCUCAAUACUUCCAUUGGUUUUCACCAACCAUCAUCAUCGACAACUGGAUCCCUCUGUUGUGGUGCACCAACAUCCUCGGCUAUGCCGUGUCCACUUUUGCUUUCGUCAAAGCGUACGUGUUCCCUACCAACCCAGAAGACUGUAAAUUCACCGGCAACAUCUUCUAUAACUACAUGAUGGGGAUUGAGUUCAACCCUCGUAUUGGACAAUGGUUUGACUUCAAGCUUUUCUUCAAUGGCCGGCCCGGUAUCAUAGCGUGGACUCUCAUUAACUUGUCCUAUGCUGCCAAACAGCAGGAGCUGUAUGGUUAUGUGACAAACUCCAUGAUAUUGGUCAAUGUUUUGCAAGCCAUCUAUGUGUUGGACUUCUUCUGGAAUGAAGCCUGGUACCUCAAGACUAUUGACAUCUGCCAUGACCACUUUGGCUGGUAUCUGGGUUGGGGAGACUGCGUCUGGCUUCCCUUCCUCUACACAUUGCAGGGCCUUUACCUGGUCUACAACCCAGUCCAGCUUUCCACGCCCCAUGCCGCAGCUGUGCUUAUUUUGGGUAUUGUGGGAUACUACGUCUUUCGCUCAACCAACCAUCAGAAAGAUCUUUUCCGUCGCACAGAAGGCAAAUGCAAAAUCUGGGGUAAGAAGCCCACCUUCAUCGAGUGUUCGUACCGCUCAGCCGACGGCGGCAUUCACAAAAGCAAGCUAAUGACGUCAGGCUUCUGGGGAAUGGCCCGUCACAUGAACUACACGGGCGAUCUGAUGGGAUCGUUGGCAUACUGCAUGGCCUGUGGCUUUGAGCACUUGCUGCCCUAUUUUUACAUCGUUUACAUGACCAUUCUACUGGUUCACCGUUGUGUGCGCGAUGAGCACCGCUGUAGUAACAAGUACAGCAAGGACUGGGACCGCUACACCACGGCUGUGCCCUACCGCCUGCUGCCUGGUAUCUUCUAGAGAGAUUGCAUUUCAACAUAUCCCAGACUGCCGUGUUUUAACCACAAAACAACUUUUACAGGAGUCUCAGUUAACAGUGUGUGCCUAUGUAUGAAUAGAAGAGUUUCCAAAGAUUAUUUUGAGUGAAUGUGAGCGUGUAUGUGAAAAUAUCACUACAAGAUUAUCAAUGUGGCACAAUGCAUUUCACUACAGAUUGCCAUUUUAAAAGACUCAAGAUACUGUGAACUCAUGGCUUAAUGCUUUUGCAUUUGAUUAAGCUCUACAGUAUAUGGUAAUUCAAUAUUGCACCUCUCGUGGAAAAAAGUUCUUCUAUUUGUUGUUUUUUUGAUAAGCAGGAAAACACAUUGUACACAGUAUAUAGCUCAUUAUAGUUGAAAGGGGUAAAAGUAAGUGUCAGAUGGAGCUUAUCAUUUCUAUUCAUAUUUUUGCUACCAGACACACUAUUCACACUACACAAUUUUUACCUCUUUGUUUUUGCUUUUUCUCAUGGUGAAAACUUAUUAUACCUAGUGUUCAACAAAUAAAUAU